This is a messenger RNA of Pleuronectes platessa (European plaice), 4085 nucleotides long. It is a transcript of the gene cadm2a, whose product is annotated as cell adhesion molecule 2a. The transcript is spliced from 10 exons. Bases 404 to 1693 code for a protein of 429 amino acids. The record is from RefSeq and is a predicted model, not a curated record. Lineage: Eukaryota; Metazoa; Chordata; Actinopteri; Pleuronectiformes; Pleuronectidae.
CGGCAGGUUCAGCAGCGUCAGGCAGCAUCUGUCACCGCAGGACCACGACUCUCCCCAGUGCGCGAGCCCGACUCUCGUAGUUCACAGUCCCGUCAACUCAGCCCCCAGGAAGUCAGCACCUCUCCACCGGUGCGCCAGGACCCAGAGGAGCCGUUCCGUUUCCAAGAGGCGACACAAGUCCCCCGGGGUCGUGAAGUCGCUCGUGUGCGUGAAACCCUCCUCUACCUAGGGACGCGCAUAGAGAGAGAGAGAGAGACCCGCCGCCCGACCCAGCCUCAACUCCACCUGGAUAGCCGAGUACAGCCGUCCCGGUUCCCCGGUUCGAGCUCCAGCGCGGAGAGACGGUGCGGAGGAGAGCCUAGUGCCGAACGGAGCAGGAGCGAGGCGCGGAGCAGGAGGCAGGAUGAAUCUCAAGAGUCAUUUGAUUUUCACCCUCUACACCGUUUACGGGAUUCUUCUUAAAGGCGUCAGCGGUCAGUACCCUCUGGUUCAAAAUAUGACGGUGACGGAGGGUGGCACAGCGAACAUGACCUGCCGCGUGGAGUAUAAUGACAACACCUCCCUCCAGUGGUCAAACCCGGCACAGCAGACCCUCUUUUUCGGGGACAAGAAAGCUUUAAGAGACAACCGGAUUGAGCUGAUUCAUGCGUCGUGGUCGGAGCUGACCAUCAGUAUCAGUGACAUCACGCUGUCGGAUGAAGGCAUGUACACCUGUUCCCUCUUCACCAUGCCCGUCAGAACGGCCAAGGCCUACCUGACAGUUCUCGGUGUGCCCAAGAAGCCCGAGAUCGAUGGCUUGACGAAGCCCGCCCUGGAGGGAGACCACGUCACUCUGACCUGCAUCACUCAGGGCAGCAAGCCCGCCGCCGACCUGCGCUGGUUCAGGAAUGAGAAGGAGGUCAAAGGUGCCAAAGAGGUGAAUGCAAGUGGGAAGACAUUUACAGUACGGAGCUCUCUCAAUAUGUACGUGGACAGAAACGACGAUGGAGUGGCCUACACCUGCAAAGUGGACCAUGUGGCACUCACACAGACACCGCAGCAGGCCACUGAAGUACUGGAGGUCCACUAUCCUCCUCGUGUGGAUAUCAUCAGCUCCCUUACAGUUCCUCAGGAGGGCCAGUACUUAAAGUUGGAGUGCGUGUCCAUAGGAAACCCUUCGCCAGAUCCUGUGACGUGGACAAAAGACGGGGCUGAAAUUCCUGACCUGGACAGGAUGAUUGUAGAGGGGAGGGAGCUCACCUUUACCUCACUCAACAAGACAGACAAUGGCACCUACCGCUGCGAGGCCACCAACCACCUAGGGGCAAGCAGAGCUGAAUAUGUCCUCUACGUCUAUGACUUCCCCACCACCCCGCCUCCAUCCACCACUCCCCCCCUACAUCCCAUCCCUCCAGAUACUACUGCACUAUUAGGCACCCACGCCUCAGACCCCACAGUCAUUGGCAACAGAGAUCCCAACGCUCUGGGGCAGCACGGCACGGACCAUGCCUUGAUCGGAGGAGUGGUGGCCGUCGUGGUCUUCGUCACCUUGUGUUUAAUCAUUGUUCUGGGAAGAUACCUGGCCAGGCAUAAAGGAACGUACUUGACAAACGAAGCCAAAGGAGCGGACGACGCGCCCGACGCCGACACAGCCAUCAUCAACGCUGAGGGCAACCAUGCACACGCAGAAGAAAAGAAAGAAUACUUCAUUUAGACUGCAGGGGGAGCUAGGCAGCUCUCUCCUUCUCCCUCUUCUCCUCUUUCGGUCUCUGUAUCUCUUUUUCUCUCUUUCUGUCUCGGCCCCCGUCUCUUCCUCUCCACCUCUGACCACUGCCCCGUCGCGACCACCAGGAGCCCGCAGGCAGUCCACGGAUAGAGAAGCUCCCCGAGUGUUAUUGCCUUUUUUGGUUAAGCCCCUUUCUUUCACUUACACCUCGUCCUUUAUUUCUUUCUCUCGUAUUCCGUUUCUUUUGACAGCCAGUUUUCACAGGCAGCUCCACCGUCGCUGCCCGAGUUUUGUCACGUGUUUUCCUCAUCUUUUGACAUGAGUUCCUGGAAAUCUGUGUAUCUGCCAUGACUGCUUCUUGCGUGUCCACUCGUACGUCCUUCCCUCCCAGGCAGACAUCCAAACACACACGAAAUCCCCUUUGUUCACACACACACACACACACACACACACACACACACAUUUCAUGUCUCACAUCAACACGGUGCCUAAAAAUACAGACGCCAUUGAACUUCUGUCAAUGCCUUCAUGUAUCGUCUGUCGGUAGCAAUGUAAAUGCUUCUUCGAUGGUUCACCGGACCAUCAUUUCAUUGCUUAACUCACAGCUGUGUAUUAUGCAUUGCGUCUUUUUAUUUGAAUGAAGAUCUGUGCUGUUUUUACGCCUUAUACAUGUCUAUCACACUGAAUAUGGUACUUUUAGACGCUCCACACCCCCCCUCCCCGACCCCACACCCCCCCGCCGACCCCAUCCCCUCUAAAUAGACUUUGUAAUUAAACAGUUGACCCCUUGUAAGAUACGAAGAAGGUUUUGUGUGACACUGUAGUGAGGUUUGUCCGAUGCGUGUGUACUAUGAUUUUCAUUCUUAGGGUAGGGUUAAUGAAAAGGUAUUGAUGGUAUUGUUUAGAGCAGAGAAUACACACCAAAAAUAUAUGAAGGAUACUAGACGAAGCAUUCCAUCAAAUAAACUCAAUCAACUAUAUAUGAAAAAAAUACACAUUUGCUGAACCUGCUGUCGCUAUGUACUUUUGUCUGUAUAUUCCUGCACUGUGCCAGGCUGCAGUUUAGCGAAAACAUCUUCAGUGUCCUCUUGACAGCUUAACAGUAGUUUGUUGUUCACAUCGAGGGUUCAGGUGUUUCAGUCUCCUCUCUAAAAGCUGUACAAAUCGUUUCAGAGUGAGCUUAGCUUUUCCACUUUUCAAGACUUUUGUUUUAGUUAAUGUGACCAUUGUUUUUUAAGCCCGAAGGACCCCGUGAAAUGUGAAGUGAACCAUCAACAGAUAAUACAGGCUGAAGAACACGAUCACAGUAUGUGCAGGAGGGUUGAAUGCGUUGAAAUAAAGCUAGGGUUGGUAAUCCUGGAGAAGCUAGCAAGAGAAGCUACUGCAGCUGAUCCUCCCAUCGGCCCUCAGUUAACGGGUUUACACAUGCAGACGCUCGAAGGUCUUUCUCACGCUCAACAGAUUCCAAGUAACAGGAGUGAACGGUAGAUUCUCGUGUGAGAGAAAGACCCACACUGCAUGGCACAGCGGUCUGCGUGGAUGGUAGACAUGUUGUGGACCAAAGCGUGAGCAUGAGGCACGAGUGAGCAUGCAUCAAAUAGGGCUGCCCCAGUCUAGAUAUUUAAUGGGAAACAAUGUGUCUGAGCUACAGCCCCAAUACAUGAACAUGCACUGCCUGACACCUGCUCGAAGCCAAUGCUUCCAUCGCUCGCUAACGUUUAGCAUCUCUGCCUCAGUGGCGUGUGUCUCUCAGGCUAAAGAUUCCUGUCAUCCUGUCUGAUGCUAAUUUCCAUUUCAUGGGGUCUUCAAGCUAAAAGUUUUUUUUUUAAAAAGGAGAGAAAGGGUAGUGUUGGGUCAUAGAUGCGCAGGGGCCUCCUUUCCAAAACUAGAAACUGACGACAAAACAUAGAAGCACAAAAAUGACUGAAAGAGUAACAGUGUUUCUAUUACUCGAUCAUCUUUGAGCUGGUUCCUCUGAUCAGUUGGGUCGUGGAAAGAUCACAAGGCUGUUUGAUUUAGUUCUCUUAGUUCAUACGGUGCAUCUUUUUUUUAAGUGUAAGCUAAUUCAUGUUCAGUUUUUUUUUUUAUUGAAAGAAAAAUGUUUUUUUUAAUAUUUUUGGUUGAAGUGGUUUUUAGCUCCCUGCUGUAUAUUGUGUCUGCUAAAAAUGUGGUUGAUUGUGAAAAUUGCUGUUCUGGAUUCUGGAUUUCCGUAUUCCUUCAAAUUUGUAUAUUAGCCACCUUUAAUCAGUUUGCUUUCAUUUUAUUUUCUGUUCAUUUUUCAUUGCAUAAUCCUUAUUAGAACUCUUUUUAAAGAAAUGUAUUUUUGUUUUGGCACAAGGCAUGUAUAUAAUGUGUGAGAACUAAAGUUUCGUAAGACACA